Molecule: messenger RNA, 3170 nt
Organism: Nylanderia fulva
Lineage: Eukaryota; Metazoa; Arthropoda; Insecta; Hymenoptera; Formicidae
Product: RNA-binding protein Ro60
Cellular component (GO): ribonucleoprotein complex
Molecular function (GO): RNA binding
Source: RefSeq, a predicted model, not a curated record
GCGUUUUCGGUCGUACUUUCGGAUCAUCGUGUUCAAGUAUCGUUCCGCGACGAACUAGGCUCGUGAUUCUCUCGGAAAAAUCGCCGGUCUACUACGCACGGUUUUGCUCCGCCAUCUUGCUAUCGUGAUAUCUCAACAUCGGUACAUGCUCUUUAAGCAUGAAUCGUCGAGUUGAGAGAGCGAGUACAUAUAGUAAUCGUACAUCGAAAAACGCGACGAUCGUGAGUGUAUACGUGGAGUUCGGAAAUACUCCUUAAAUUGUUUCGUCCAGGUGCCGGAUUCUCGGAAUCGCGUCGAGUGCCGGACAAUAUUUUCUCUGAACAAGUGACAUUACUUUCGCUUCGCGGCGUCUCCGAAAUAAUCGGCGAUCUUCGCCAUUUUUUUCGUCGUCGAAUAUUCAGUGAAAUAUCAAAUAUAGCCAAGUGUAGUGCAGUGGCCGAUUCUGGAAUAUCGGCGAUGAGGCCCUUCGAUAGAGCCUUGAAAAAAGCGGCGACGUGAAACGGAGCUUCGGUUUUAUUCGCGCGCGAAUAAGCUCUCGCGAUUCUCGCGUUUUACCGAAACGCGUCGAAAAUGUAAUACCUGUGUAUAAACCCGAACGUCGCCGCAAAUCGCGAACGAAAAAAUAAAUAAAUAAACGCGAGUGCAAGUGUUUCUUCUAUGAAGAGGCCCGGGGUGGCAUCAGUCAACGGUGCAACUACUAUAUGAUAACUAAAAUUGGAUAAGGACAAGUCAGAGAUGUGAAUCAAGUUGCUAUCGAGAUUAUCAACAAAACCAGUCAUUAAUCGACUCAUGAUCGGAGGUUGAAUUCGACGCAAUUUCGGAAAUGGCUGCACAGUUCUCUCCAGGUUUUAUUCGUUACACACAUGAUCCAAGAUUACAUGAUCCAAGAUUACCUUCGACACGGAUUUUUGAAGAACAAAUAUACGAAGAACCUGAAAUACGUUUAGCGCGAUUUCUAUACAUUGGAAAGGAAUAUGCCAAUUAUCAACCUGGAUAUUGGUUCUCUCAUAAUUACUUUAUUAUUAAGAAUGUUCCAUCCAUAGAAGAACUUGCUCAGAAUGAGGAAAAGCAACUGGUGCCCAUAGAAUUAAUCAUAAAUGCGUUUGAAAGCAAUCUUGUCCCACAUCCAGAAACUUUGGUAUUUGCUCUCGCAAUUUGCUGCAGGCAAAAUAAGAGCGAAAAGUUGAGAGCCGCGGCAUACGAAAAUGUAAAAAAGAUUUGUGUAUCUCCGCAAGAUUUUAUCCUGUUUAUUAAUUUCGCCUCUAGACUGUGCAGAGAAAAGGAGUUGACUUAUGUCACACAAGGAUGGGGAAAUGGCUUGAGAAAGGCUAUUAAUAAUUGGUAUCUUUCUAAAGAGCCAUUGGAUCUAGCAAAAUGUGUCACAAAAUAUAAAAGUAGGUAUGGCUGGAAACAUAAAGAUAUUGUCAAGAUGUCGCAUCCUUCAACCGAUAGUCCAGAAAAAGAAGUGGUACUGAAAUAUAUAUUAUAUGGCAUGGUAAAAAUCAAGGCGGAUUUAGAAAAACAAUCCGAGAAUCCGAAUAUUAACAAAAUAUUGGAGUAUAUACAAGAGGUAGAAGACUUUAAACACUGUGAAGAUGAAAUCCAAGCAGCUGCUCUGUUGGAAACAUAUGGAUUAUCAUUAGAACACAUACCUGGACAUUUGCUAAAAUCCAAGGAGGUUUGGAAAUCAUUGAUACCAUCAAUGGAUAUUGUUACACUCUUAAACAAUCUGCAAAGGAUUAACAAUCUUGGAUUAUUAAAUUUAGAUGGAUUGACAGUCGAGAAAGUGAAGCAGCAACUUACUAAUGCAGAAUAUAUAGCGCAAAGUAAAAUUCAUCCAGCAUUAAUUUUCAUCACUCUAAAAAAUUACGAACAUUCCGGAAAACCUUUGACUUUUGAGAAACGAAAAAUUCAACAAGCAGCAAAGAAAGCUCCAAGAUCGCCACCUAAGCCGAAUAAAGAAAUAACUCAAGCUCUAUACAAAGCAUUCGAUUUGUCAUUUGCUCAUCAACAAUCCACAAACUUGCGCUACUUGGUGACAAUUAGUACGAACAAGGCGAUGGAAGCAUGCACUUGGCAAACCGCUAACAUGACUGGCAUCGAGACUGGUUGUCUCAUCGCGAUGAUGCUUUUACGUUGCGAAACGAAUGUUACCAUAGCGACAUUCAAAAAUAAUGGUGGAGUUAACACGGUGAACGUCAACCAGACGCAAUCCUUCAGCGAGAUCUUGGAUGUAUUACACAAAAUACCCAUUGGAAGUACCAACCUGAGUAAACCAAUAUUGUGGGCCAUGAAGGAAAAGGCGAAAUACGAUGUCUUCAUCAAUAUUGUGGAUCAAGUGUACGAAAAAUAUGAUGAAUCUCAGAACACUUUCAUAUCAUAUAGAAAUGAUAUGCAACUUCCACAGGCAAAACUUAUUAAUUGUAGCGUAUGCUGUUCCUCGACAUAUCGUAAGAUAAAUUGUGACAAAAAUAUCUUGACGAUCAACGGUUUCGACGCUACUGUACCUAUUGUCAUCCAGGCGUUCUCCCAGUCUUUCUUUUAAAUAUGGAAAUUCUUCGAAACUUGUUUUUCUUUCAAGAGAAUAUGAUACAAACGGUCAAAUGAAGAAAGGAAGUUCAUUCUCCUAAAGCAUAUUUUGACACAAAAGUGGAGUAGUAUAUUGUUUUGGCAGUUUGAGGAGCCAAUUAUAUAGUGAGAAUGUAUCAAUUUUCCUUCAAAAUCGAAUCGGGCGAACAAGCAAACAACUAAUGUGAUGAAUAGAGGCGAAGGAAAGUUAUGUGCAAAUAGAACUUUUAUUAAUUACUUAAAAACAGUGACAAAUUUUUAAGUUUUAAACGUCGGCUUGGAUUUGUAUAUCCAUAACUGAAUCAAAUUUUUAAAUUUCGCCAUCUAUUAAUGUUAAUUUAUAUAAGAUCUAACAGAGAGAUAGUACAUUUGGAACGUAGAAUUACAGAGUAUUGCAAGUGAAUAAUGAAGAGUAUCGAGAAUAUUAAUGCACAAAUAGCGGCGUGCAUUAUUACUGGCGCACGACGAUAACAUUAAUAUUAUCUAUUACAUGUUCUUAGUGUUAGGAAACAGCUGUGUAGUAUUUUCCUUUUUGUGUGUAAAAAGAUCAAGUAUUUUUUUACUUCGAUUUGGAUUUUCGAUUAUACUACUACUUAAAGUAA